Molecule: messenger RNA, 546 nt
Organism: Mycosarcoma maydis (corn smut)
Lineage: Eukaryota; Fungi; Basidiomycota; Ustilaginomycetes; Ustilaginales
Product: mig2-5 protein
Exons: 1
Coding region: 1-546 (181 amino acids)
Source: RefSeq, a predicted model, not a curated record
AUGUUCUUCCACAAACCUCUUCUCCUGGCUGCCAGCCUCUCUCUUUUCCUUUGCCUUUUCCCCUUCGCCUCGGCUGGUCGGAUCGAUCGCGGCCAGCUACGUUUCAGCAAGCGGUCUCCCGCACCAUCCUCCGAAAAGAAAGACUCGGCACUUGGCAUGUUGCACGCCAAAUGGAGCGCCAAUAACAAACGUGCACCGCCUUCCAUUCCCCCCACAGGUUAUACUACGAUCACGUCCACUCUCAAAAUUCUUCCCGAAGACGCUAUGCCUCUCGGAGAAUGUUAUUGUCCUCGUACCCUCGAUGAGGAGAGUCAGGGAAUUUCCGGAGCUUGUGCCGAGAAGUUUGUCGCUAGCGCUAAGAAGACGGCCAAGUGUACAUUCCUUACUUCGACUGAGGCCACAUGCUUAGAAGAGGGCGGAAAGGCCAACUUGUCGGACGGUGACACGGCAUGGUGGCAAAUGGCUUUCUGCAAGAGGUGCCAAGAUGCAGGCGGCAUAAGUAACGCUCUGUAUCCUUCAUGCGCGGCGCAGAUGCCGCAGGAUUAG